Penicillium waksmanii is the source of this 891-nucleotide messenger RNA. RefSeq names its product putative mitochondrial tricarboxylate transporter (Ctp). Lineage: Eukaryota; Fungi; Ascomycota; Eurotiomycetes; Eurotiales; Aspergillaceae. The transcript is spliced from 7 exons. Bases 1 to 891 code for a protein of 296 amino acids. The record is from RefSeq and is a predicted model, not a curated record. Gene Ontology annotation, biological process: mitochondrial citrate transmembrane transport.
AUGGCCACGGCAAACAAGGACCAGAAGGCGAAGCCCAGCGCCUUGCGCUCCAUUCUCGCGGGUUCCUCUGCCGGAGCCGUGGAGAUCGCUAUUACUUAUCCUGCCGAGUUCGCAAAGACCCGCACACAACUCAAUCGCCGCCUCGCCGAGGGUCAGAAACUCCCAUGGCCGCCAUUUGGCAAGCAAUGGUAUGCAGGCUGUACAACAUUGAUCAUUGGAAACUCGCUCAAGGCCGGAAUUCGAUUCGUCGCCUUCGACGCUAUCAAGGCAACCCUCCAGGAUGAGAACGGGAAGAUCUCCGGCCCCAGGACCGUUGUUGCUGGCUUCGGUGCUGGCUUCACCGAGUCGCUUUUCGCUGUCACUCCUUUCGAAAGUAUUAAGACCCAGCUGAUUGACGACCGCAAGGCCGAGAAACCUCGCAUGCGCGGUUUCCUCCACGGUAGCAAGAUCAUCUGGCAGGAACGAGGUAUCAAGGGUUUCUUCCAGGGCUUUGUACCGACUACGGCCAGACAGGCUGCCAAUUCGGCGACUAGAUUCACGGCCUACACCACUUUGAAGCAAUUUGCCGAGGGCUAUGUUGCGCCCGGUGAGAAGCUGGGGACGAUGAGUACCUUUGCCAUUGGUGGUAUUGCUGGUAUUAUCACUGUCUACAUUACCCAGCCAUUGGAUACGGUGAAGACAAGGAUGCAAUCCCUCGAAGCUAGCAAGAACUACAAGAACAGCUUCGUAUGUGCCGCGAGAAUUUUCAAGGAUGAAGGCGUCUUGACCUUCUGGUCUGGAGCCGUGCCACGGCUGGCCCGUUUGAUUCUAAGUGGUGGAAUUGUGUUUACUAUGUAUGAGAAGUCUAUGGAGUUGCUGGAUAUCGCGGAUCCGGAGCGAAAGUAUCUUUGA